CUGUCCUUUCACUUCCGAUGAGUAUGCUUGCUCGUACUGCACCGGCACGGGCAUGCUGCAUAGGAGGUAGACCCCAGGCACGCAAAGGAACACGUGUAGCCCAUAUGUUUUUUCUUUGUAGCACUAUACGCAAAUCUGCAAACGUUGCCCACAACUGAAAACAGCGUGAAGCAAGGACGAACUUGGGGUGUUGAACGGACUACUACCUUGCUCCUUACUGCCUAAAUUCAGCUACCAGAAACAAUACUUACUACUACUAUCCAUCGCAUAUUGAAGUCUACCGGACGCGCUUGCGAAGUCCAGGGUCCGACGAGACGCGUCGUACAAGUCACAUUCGAACCCAUGCUUGCAGGUAGGUAUCAGGUGCAGCACAACAAGUUGACCGGUAUAUGUAGCAUACGGUAGUAAUCAGGCCUGCUUUCUCUGCUAGAGUUCUUCACGCCCUUUACUGUUCAGAUUCUCGUCGGUGAAAGCGGUUCCUUUCUUGCUUUUCAGCCAUAAUACAUCUUCCGCUUCUCUAUAUCAUUUCCGGUCGCUGGACACUCCUUUACUGAACUGUCUUCGGCUUGUUCCGCCCGACUUCCACAUCGCACUCCGUUAGCUGAGGACAGGACCCGGUUUCUGAACUUGCCGACCCACCAAUUAUCUUAACAGUUACAGUAGUAUAAGUCAACGGCACAGUAGCGGCGAGGAUGUCGUUAACCUCGUCGACCAAGACUGCGGCGGUGGACCCACCAAAGACCAUCUUUGAGGCCGCUGAAAGGGGUCUUACCGGCUACAUCACGCGGACGAUUGAGCGCGCAAUUGAAUUCAAUGUUAACAUUCGUGAUAAGUACCAACGAACUGCUCUACACUGGGCAGCCGAAGCGGGCCAAGUAGAGGCAGUAGAGUGCCUAAUGGACUAUGGAGUAGAUCCAGUAGCGACGGAGUGCAACGGCAGGACCGCCAUCCACCUGGCCGCCCGCUCCGGUCACAGCGAGGUGCUGCGGGUGCUGCUGGACACGCGCCCGCCCGCGGAGCAGGAGCAGCUGGUCAACCAGCCCGACUUCUUCGGACUCACGCCCGUGUUCCUGGCGCUGCAGAGGCUGGCAGGUUCGCUGGUGCCAACGGUGAGGUCAAGGACCCCGCUGACGGCCCCGUCAAGGCGUCUGCCUAACAAGGUGUCGGCUGGCGGCGGUGGCAACGGCAGCACCUGCUAUGGCAGGAGCAGAGGCAGGGGCACCUGCUGCUAUAAGAGCAGGAGCAGGAACAUCAGAUGUGGCAGGAAAGGCGGCGAUGUUAUACGUUGGUGCAGCGGCAACAGCAGCGGCAGUAACGGCUGCAAUAGGGGGCGUAGUAGCAGGGAUCGAGAGCAGGCAGAGCAGUGGCAGCAGGAACGAGCGGCUGCCGGGUGUCGCAGCAGUUGCAGGAGAGGGUGGUGGGGGUGGUGGGGGUUGGGGAGGAGGAGGAUGAGUAGCAGGAGGCGGCGGAAGCGGAGAGGGGCGCCAUGGUGGCGGCUAGCUGCGGUGCAGCAGUUUUGGGGUAGGCUGCAAGACGGCAGGCACGCAAUGUUGCUAUGUAGAGGGUGCGGCUGCAGACGGGCUGUGGAUGUUUGGAGGUGGAGGAGAACGGGGGCUGUUGACGGGUUGUGUUCUGGCGUUGCUUUAUUGUUGGAGGGCUGUUGGUGCAGUUUGAGCCUUUGAAGUCUGGCUGUGAUGUGCAUGUUCAGUUGAGUCCUUAGGAAGGCACGAGACAAGAGUAAGAAACAUGAGGGAUUACUGGUUGACGAUGUUGCGGGAAUCAACAUAGGCGGGGCAGUAGGCGCCUGUGCUGGGACGUAUGGGUGCAGGAUUGAAGGGGGCAUCAAUUGUCGUUAGGGCAGUUUAAGGUUUACAGGACGUAGCCCCUCCCUUCUGAAAGGCCAGAUCUAGGUUGCCGCAUCUGGGCGAUUGUUCCUGACAUGGCUUGGGUGUGUGACCGACCCUACUUACCAUGGUGGUUCAAAUGGCAGUACUGAACACAAGUAUUUCGCUCGUCACCUCUUCUUCCUCGUCUCUGUGCGUUGACCGGUGAUCCGUGACCAGCAACCUUGAACGCGUGUGUCCGCGAUUUAUUUGUCGGGGAUUUAUUGGCGGGAAGGAGGGAUUGAGGAAGGGGCAUAGGAGGUAAAGUGGGCCCAGUAAUGCCGCGUGUCCGCAGGAAUUCACAAUAGAUCAAGCGGCCGGCGAGCCCACAGCAAACACCUUUUGCCCCGUGACCCGCCUCCUGUGCAUGUAUCCGUUGCAAGUCGUUGUUCGUUUGGGCGUGUGGGGGUGUCCAGGGUCAGGAUCAGGUGCACACGUGUGCGCUUUUCCCACUGCAUGCUGGGUUUGGAGGGUUUCACUGGCAGCCAUCCAGUGUACGUGAGUGUUGAAAGGCAUUUGGCACACCCUUUAGGUGCGUCAGCCGUUUACAUGUGAGACUCAUCAAAUGAUCUUUUAUGUGUGCUAAACGCUACUGAGGCACUGAGACAGAGGGUGUGAGGUCAGAAUGCCGGUUGAGAGGAGUGGGGAGGUGCGGACCUAUUCCAUCCACGUCUCUCAGCGUGAGCUGCGGGAGGGGAGCCCCACGUACCCAGUGGCAGGACCUCUGUGCCGUCGCUGGUGGAUUUUGGAUCCGAAGGAUUGGAUUGGAUGCCGUCUGGUGCCGUAAUGAGGAUUGUGCGUUGGACGUGUGGGAAGUCGCAAUAAAGCAGCAACUUGUCAAGGAGGACUUACAUACGACUGUCUUUGUCGUACGUGAUCUAAAACACCGUCCUUUAUAUCUCUGUAUUUCCCUUUAUGUUGUCUCCAGGUGUGUUUACGUAUGUGUGCCUGCUCAGCGGUCUGCUGGUAUGUGUGUUGUGUCCGUUUGUGCUUUCGUGUGUUUUUGUGCCGGGCCGUGGGCGGUUGUCAGCUGUUUAUGGUCACGCACCGGUGGGAACAAAAGCCAAUUUUGCAGUGUGGACCUCCCACUGUAACAGUCAUUGGCGUCCCUCCAUUUCCGUCCAGGUCCGCAAUGCUGCAGGAUGAACUGCCGACACCGCUCUUUCCUCCCACCACCCAGCCCCGCUCCCCCAGACACUCUCCCGUGUUGCUUACUGGACUGACCUGACACGCUACCACGUCC
Molecule: messenger RNA, 3126 nt
Organism: Astrephomene gubernaculifera
Lineage: Eukaryota; Viridiplantae; Chlorophyta; Chlorophyceae; Chlamydomonadales; Astrephomenaceae
Source: the annotation of a GenBank genome assembly